Molecule: messenger RNA, 2178 nt
Organism: Fusarium pseudograminearum CS3096
Lineage: Eukaryota; Fungi; Ascomycota; Sordariomycetes; Hypocreales; Nectriaceae
Exons: 5
Coding region: 1-2178 (725 amino acids)
Biological process (GO): positive regulation of transcription from RNA polymerase II promoter by galactose; DNA-templated transcription
Cellular component (GO): nucleus
Molecular function (GO): DNA-binding transcription factor activity, RNA polymerase II-specific; RNA polymerase II cis-regulatory region sequence-specific DNA binding; zinc ion binding
Source: RefSeq, a predicted model, not a curated record
AUGACAAGAACAAAGUCUUCCACCCCCACCGGCAACGGCAACGGCAACACCUGCGCGACCGGGUCGUCGGCCACCCCAACUGCGACGCGCCGACAGGCUUCUGCAAGACCCGGAAAAGCGAGAUCCCUCGCUUGUCGACAAUGUCGCGAUCGUAAAAUUCGUUGCGAUGGUGCCCGUCCUGUUUGCGAUUCGUGUUCCAGACGAGGUCUUUGUGCGGAGCAGUGUGUAUAUCCCGAAAUUGAGCACGAAGGGUCUAUCGCUUCGUCGCGCAGUUAUAUUCGCGCUCUUCAAAAACGAGUACAAGAGCUCGAAGAAAAAGAAAGGCAAUUGGAGCUUGUCGCUCAUGGCCGCGAUGCAUUCGCCGCGAAUACACCUGCGCAUGAUGAAUGGAGAAAAUACUCUACAUCUCCCAGUGUAGUUUCGGAGCGUAUGACACGUCCCCCGAGACCUGUUGAUCAUGCUCUUCCACCAAUUCAUGUCGAUUCUGGGUAUCCUCUCCCCAGCAUCCCUGCCAGAGCCGGUUCCCUACCCAUGGUUCAUGAGCCUGCAAGCUGCUACUCUCGCCAGCAUCAUCCCAUGGGUGCAAGUCCACCCUUGACCGACGAUCUCGAGGAUGCCGCUCCUGUCAAGCCCUCUUCAUUCGGUUCUUAUUCCUCCAACGUCAAGGCUGCUUUGAUGCUCCAGAAGAUCACCCUCCCUCCAGCAGACCUUAUGGACGAGCUAUUAGCCGAGUAUUUCAACAUUGACUGGAUCACAAUGCCUAUUGUCCAUCUUCCAUCGUUCUAUCAACGGUACCAUCGCCUCAUUGCUGUCGCCAACUCUCGUUAUCGUCGCGACAUUCCCCUCGAAGAAGCAACCGAACUCGCCGCUACGUACUCUCUCCUUUUCGGAAUGCUUGCCAUCGGCCAACUCGCGAAAUCGACGGUCACCGAAUCCGCCGAGUCUCACCUCGCUCAUGCAUACGAAUUCCAUCAACAGGCCAAGACGCUGCUGCUUGUCGAUCUUUUGUCCGUAGCCUCUCUUCCUGUAGUGCAGGCGUUAGUUGUUCACACUCGGUUCUUGCGACGGGCGGGUGCACCUCAGGAGAGUUGGAUUUUGACUGGGAUGGCUUAUCGUCUUGCAGAGGGUCUUAUGCUUCAUGUCGAACUACCAGGAAAAGCGCAGGCCGAGCGCGAGGAGCGAAGGAGAACAUGGUGUGCUUGUGCUCUACUUGUUAGAAUGCAAAACUCUUCUGAGAGUCAAAGACCAUCAUUUGGCACACUGCCCGAAGAAAUUGACGACGAACAUCUUGAGUUUUAUGCAAAUAACAUCAACAGGAGCCAGCCUUGCGACAUGCCCUCAAAAAUAUCGUUUUUCAACCAAACACUGAAACUCUCCGACAACAUCCUGCAACCUAUUCACGAUGCCUACUUCAGCCAGAAAACAAGCUGUAAAGAAACAACCCCAGACAUUUUAUCUACUGCACUCAAGCUUGACUGUGAGUUGGAGGAAUGGCAUGCUGCUCUACCCGAGCAUUUGCGUGUCAAGUUUCCCUGCACACAGCCCGAAGCAAUCUUUCGCCGCCAGGCUACUCUGCUACGCAUGAGAUAUCUCGAAACCAAGGCUCUGAUUCCCCGAGCGGCAAUCAUGAAGCUCAUCAGCAGCAACACAACGCAGCCAGCGUCUCUGAUGGCUAAAUCGAUGCUUGCGGGAUUGUUCGAGUCCUGCUACGCUGCAAGUGUGGAACUUGAGGAUAUCAUGGCACGCGAAAAGAGGUUGAUCACUUUUGACGGACCUCCUGAGAGUCAAUCUGCCAUUGUUCUGAGCAUAGUCGGCAUGACUUUCAUUAUCUUAGUUCAACAUCCUCUCUUCAGAGACGUCAUCACCAACCCCGUCCUCAUAACCGACGAAGCAAGACGCUGCCUCGCCACAGCAAAGCAAUACGCAAAUAAAAUCAGCUCACUAUCUGAGCGUUUCGUACAUGCUCUAGAGUCAGCCUUGCAGCCUGUAUCGCGAUGCACUUCUCCGCGUGGCGCGCUGGACCCGGCACUGGAUCCCAAGACUGGGCCCAUGUUGGCGAACCUCACAGAGGCCUCUGGGGCUGUGGAGAUGGCACUUCUCGAGGCCUGGUAUAUGAAGAGGCAGGAUCUCAUUUCUGCAUGCGGAUUGCCUGUUACAGAAGUCGUUUCUUUGUGGUAG